CACAAACUCACCGCCAGAUGCAUGGUUAGCAUGGGAUUGACGAUCACGCAUUGGAAUAAGGCGUCAACGGGCACAAACAAAUAGGGGUUGAGAAUCAUUAUAUGCUUUAUGAGGUGAUUGUGUACCAAAUUUAUCCGAUCUCGCGACAUAUACAACCUAGGGAACACAUAUCAUUGGGUCACUAGUCAUUUGUCUCAGGCCUCGCGUUUGAUCAGAGCACGUGCAGGUCGACAGUGGCCAAGUAUUCGCGCCCGUACCAACUUUACAUUCUUUUCGUCUCUUGUUUGUCUCUGAUGCCGUGAUUUAGUGCCUGGAGCAUGAUGUCGUCAGCCUUGGAAUCCUCGGCAGUAUCGAACGAUAUCGAGCCCACGGGCGAGGCCUUGAAAGGCCAGGAAGGUUCAAUUCCUCAAUUGGAUACUCUUAUCUCGCAUCUGGUGGCAGCGAAGCGAUCGCUAUCUUCUAUCAACCACGCUUGGCGAGCUAAUGAGAUAGUCACUGCCGCUCGCUCCGCACUGGAGGAAAGUGUCAUAGUCUCUGCACGCACGAGUUUUCUUCGACGCGGGCUCAAUAACCAGCUCCGGCUCCUUCGCAGCGUUCGCUCUGAGGUUGAGGAGAUAUCUCUCCGAGGUCGAUCGGAGUUCGCUGGCGUUCUGAAGGAUUUGGACGCAGCUGAUGCCCGUCUCAGAAAGACUCUGGGCCUCUUACAGGAGACGAUCGUUCAUUCUUCCUUUCGGCCGAGUGGAGAAGACCAAAAAAGCUUACAUGAUUUUGUCGACGAGCGUGGUGUUGACGAGCUGCAUGCGGCCCUGAGGGCCUCAAUCGACCGCACCAAUGCUGCUCAAGCAGAGUUGGAUUCUUCUAAUUAUGCCUUCGAUGAUGAGCUUCAGUCGAUCAAGCAAGCCCUGGGCAACUACCGGGAGGUUACGAAACUAGCCUCCUCGCGCUCCUCUUCGUCGUCGUCGCCAUCUGCAUCAAGCUCCAGCUUGCCUAGCCUGUCCUCCAUGCCAUCAAUGCUGCAUUCGCUGGAGAUGCAUGCGCAGGAAAUGGCCAACCUGCUAGAGUCAUUGGUCCGACACUUUGAUUUCUGCGUCACCGCUGUCAAGCACACAGAAGGUGGGGGUGCUGCAGCGCAAACCAUCACUGGUGACAUGCCGGCUGGGGUAAAUGUCAGUGGUGGAGGUGGCCCUAACAUCGAAGAAGAAAUUAAUGCUCAUUUGAAUGCCCCGCUCGAUCCAUUAAGUGAGUCGGGUUAUUUGGAGAUGGUCAAUGUACUCAUGAAGGAUGCUGCUGAAGCCGAGGAUGUUGUACUGGAAAUCCAAGAUCGCAUUGGGGAGAUGGAAUCUGUGCUGGAAAGUAUUAAUGGUCGUCGGGAUACCCUGCUUUCUGUCUACAAUGCCACCACGGACGUUUUUGGUCACAUUUCGUUGUUGGCUUCGGCUCGUCUACCGGGCUACAUUGCCCAGGCGCACAAUUUCACAUCUGUAUGGAAUGAGGAGCAUGACCGUAUCAAUGGCGGCCUUGCGGAUCUCUCUGACCUCAAUGCAUUGUACGACGGCUUCUUGGAAGCCUACGACAGUUUAAUCCUAGAAGUCUCGCGACGAAAACAUGUGAGGCAACGGGUGGAGAAAGUGCUGCGUGAUGCAAAGCACAAACUCGAUCAGCUCUAUGAGGAGGAUGUCAAUGCCCGCGAAGCAUUCCGAGUGGAGCAAGGCGACUACCUGCCAUCAGACAUUUGGCCUGGCAUCGGCCGCGAACCCAUGCGGAUUGAGUUCCGACGUAUUCUCGGUGGCAGCCUAAAGAAUGUGGACGGAGAGCCGUCGGAGGCGAACGAUAAUUCUUCCGUUCAGCCUAGCGGGGACCAGCGCCCAGCAACAGCCGAAGAAGAUACAGCUGAUGGUGAAGUCAUCCCCGAUUUACCCAAGUCACUUUUCGAACAAGCUCUCGCUCGCUUGGAGGCCAGGAGCAAGCAAGUCGCUUAGCCUACGAUAGCCCACUGUCAAGGCUCGCUUUUCUAGUCCAAAGGUCAAGUGUGUCGCUUUUCCACUGUAUGUUUCAAGCCAACCUACAUGAUGAACCCAGAAAUAGGCGGACCCCCGCCCUGAUGAACGAACCAUGUUUUGGCUAGGUGUCCAUGUAACAUGGU
Molecule: messenger RNA, 2143 nt
Organism: Aspergillus homomorphus CBS 101889
Lineage: Eukaryota; Fungi; Ascomycota; Eurotiomycetes; Eurotiales; Aspergillaceae
Product: autophagy-related protein 17
Exons: 1
Coding region: 318-1979 (553 amino acids)
Biological process (GO): piecemeal microautophagy of the nucleus; activation of protein kinase activity; autophagy of mitochondrion
Cellular component (GO): phagophore assembly site; Atg1/ULK1 kinase complex
Molecular function (GO): protein kinase activator activity; molecular adaptor activity
Source: RefSeq, a predicted model, not a curated record